Messenger RNA from Eucalyptus grandis, 1710 nucleotides. RefSeq names its product protein PHOTOSYSTEM I ASSEMBLY 2, chloroplastic. The record is from RefSeq and is a predicted model, not a curated record. Bases 1106 to 1477 code for a protein of 123 amino acids. Lineage: Eukaryota; Viridiplantae; Streptophyta; Magnoliopsida; Myrtales; Myrtaceae. The transcript is spliced from 4 exons.
AGUCCCCACCCAAAACUGACUUUGCAAAUCCCUUCAUCCCCUCCUGCUCUUCCCACUCUCUCUCUCUCUCUCUAUCAUAUUGUCACCAACUCACACACAAAAGAAAAAGCCACUUGCAAAAGGCAAAAGCAAACUGUUUGCAGGGCCAUUUUAGUGUAUCAACCGUUGCAGCCUCUCUUAACAGUUGAGCAAGAGAAGCAGCCUUGCCCUUUCUUUUCAUUUCCAACCUUUCUUUUUCUUUAAUUUUUCCCCGCUCUUUGGAAGGGAGAUAAAAAGAUGGGUCUGCCAAAGCAGCUACUAUUCCUGGAGAAGGUGAAGGAGGACAGGGAAGGAGAGGCUUGAAAGACAAAGUGGUCAUCCCUCGGUUUCAUCCUUCAAAGAGAAAAGGAUAUUGCAAGACCUCAUGUGCAAACUGAGUGAAGUAGGAAAGGCCAUAGGCUACCUACUUGCUGCAAGUUCAAUUUUUGGAUGAAGCACGGAAGACGGGUUAGCUCAAGAAGGCCAACCUUGCAUUUACCAAGGUUAUUAUUUGUUGCAACUAUUGCAGCUGUAGGCAAACUUAAUGGCAACAGCUGCUACUUUCCACGUUUAACUCUCAUGAGAUGGAGGACUGAUCUCAAUCAGAACUUGUUUUAUUCCCUUCUGACCGGUCACCAGCUACUUUCUUUUUUUUUUUUUUUUUGAAUGAGGUCACCAGCUACUUCAGUGAUAUAAUCGCCUGGCUUACUGACGGAAGUAGUCGUUGAUGUAGGAAUUAGUUCAUCUUGCUUUAAUUUUCAUUAGUUAAUUUUCUACAGCUGAUUUGAGUUUUGAAGAAGGCUCAGGUGGAAGAUUCACUUUACCAGUGGCUUCAUUUGUUUCAUCAGCUACUUAUUCCUUAUCCUGGAAUCUAACUCCAACUUUUGGAUGGAUCUGUAUUUUUUCUUUUUGAUUUGGGGAACAUCUCAUGUGGAUAAUAACAUUUGAGCAUUGAACACUGUUACAAUUGGUUUUGUUGAUUCACUUUUUUUCAGUAAGAGAGAUCGGGUUCAAGUCUCCUGUCCUCGUGUUUUAAGAGAGAUCAGGUUUCAAGUCUCCUGUCCUUGUGUUUUAAGAGGAAAGCGCUAUGGCGACCAUACUAAGUGGCACACAGCUCAUCACUGUCCCUAUGAAGCAUAAAAUUUGGCCAAAGUCGUCGCCUUUACCUUCGCAACCGGCUUCUCUCUUCUUCUUGAAGCCAACCCUCUGCACCCCAGUCCAGCACAUCCAACAUGAGCAGGCUGAUGCAGGAAUUAUUUGUGAACCUUGCAAUGGCAAAGGAUGGUUAGUUUGCGAUUUCUGUAAUGGACAGAAGACGAAUGUUAAAGCAGAAAACAAGCGGAUUUAUCGGCGGUGUCCAACUUGCAGAGCGAUUGGAGUCGUCUUGUGUUCAAAGUGCAAGGUAUUCAAAUGUGUUACAUUCCCAAAUUCUGACGAUGGCGAAGAGUCAUCUUUGUGAGCUGCCGCCAUAUAAUUGUAUGAAGUGAAUAAUCUUGAGCUGCCGCCAUAUGAUUCUAUUGAUUAUAUUCAUUCGCUUCUUCUUAUACCUCUCCUUGUAACAUCAAGUUUUUGGUUGACUUGAGGAACUGAUGUAUACCCGUAUUUGUAUUAACCAAAUUGCAGAACAUUCUGAACUUUGAGCAUGUUGUGCCUCAUGGGUUUCACUUGUGCGAAAAUGUAAGCCUUCGAGGA